UUCUCUCACAAUUUAUAUAAUAUUUGUUGUGGUGAUAUUGCGAACAAUAUAAUUAUUGCAUCAAAAAAAGCGGUUGAAUAAUUGACGAGAUAUGUUUUCUAUGGGUUUCUGAGUACAUUUAUCGUUUUUCAUUACUAUUUUUAAUGUUCGUUCGUUCAUUUUUAUUUUAUUUAUUUAUAUUUCCAUUCGGUUGAGAAAUAAUAAUAAUAAUAAAUGUGUUCCAUUUAAAUGGAAAUAUAAUUUUUGUUAGCUAUGUGCUUUUUUCAUACUUUUUGUUGUUAUUGCUGUUAUAAGUAUUUUCAACUAGUUACACGUACCGUGAUGUUUUAGUAACGUGUCGUUUUCGGUAUAAUUUUUUUUUGUUAAAUUCGACUCGCUGUGUUAUUGUCGUUUAUUUCAUUUAUUCUUUAUUCGGCAAUUUUCAUCAGUCAGUGCUGAGUAUUUAUAUUGUUUGAUCGUAAGUUUAUCAACGUUUUCUGUGUGACUGAUAAAAUUUCGUUUGCUGGAAGAUUGUCUUCUUCGCGUGUUCUAAUAUUGUUAUACGGCUGUGAGUUAUAGCAUCUUGAUAUACCGAGAAAUAAACACACUCGAAAUGAGAACGAAAACCAUCCAUCGCACUAAAAUUGUAACCAAUCCGUUACCAUUGGAACUUUUCGAAGUCGACCAGUGCAAAAUGACAACAGAUCCGCAAUACUUUAGUCUACGCUGGAAUAACUACCAAAGCAACAUGACUUCUGUGUUUCACCAGCUACUGCAAACACAAUCAUUUGUCGAUGUUUCGUUAGCUUGCGAGGAUAACACACUAAAGGCUCAUAAGGUGGUACUAUCAGCCUGUUCAGCAUAUUUUAAGAAAAUCUUAUUGGACAAUCCAUGCAAACAUCCUACCAUCAUAUUACCCUCAGAAAUUUGCUUUUCGGAUCUGCGAUCCAUAAUCGAAUUUGUAUAUCGGGGAGAAAUCGAUGUGUCGGAAGCUGAAUUGCAGGGAUUAUUACGUACAGCCGAACAAUUAAAAAUCAAAGGUUUAUGUGAAGUGUCCGAACGAACGGAUUACAAUGAUAAUUCACCGAAACGCGGUAGAGUUAAACGAUCGUGUUCAGACGAUCAAAGUCAAACUGUAACCACCGAACAGUCCGUGACUGGAAAUGUUGAAACACCACAAAAGUAUUCGAAAAGUGAUCAUACGCAGGGAUCGUCACCUGUAUUAGUGUUAGAGCAACGAGUGCUAACUCGCGGCAUUGAAUCCAAAGAAAACAAAAAUAUGACAAGCUUAGGAAUGAAUAACGGUGGCAUAAUGGGAGUGUCAAUGGGAUUUUUAGAUUUUGCUCCUGAACCACCAGCACCAUCCGCCACACCAGUAACAGAACACGUUGAUUUAAAUUGUGCUCCCAGUAGUGAUACGCGUGACUUAUCAAGCUCUACGCCAAAUGGAGAGGUUCGGGUCAAAUUUGAAACGCUUCGUUCAAUGGAUCCCGAAACGUUGGAAAUUGACGGUCACAUUUCGCAGCAUUCCAUUCAUCAUUUGGACUUAUUUUCCAAUAAACAACCAGCUGAUGCUAUUAUCCUUAAAACUGAACAGUUACAACCAUCACAAAAUAAACCGCAACAGGCGAUGGUGAUGGAAAUAGAUGCGAACAACAUUAAACAUGAACAAAGAAAAGAAAGUGUGAACAAGGAUGAACAAAAUAUGAUAAUCACACCUGAAAUAGUUACAAUGAUGACUUCUGGUCACAUGGUGGACAUGUACAAUUCCGAAUCUAGUGAAGACUCCAAGCUAAAUGGCAAUCCGUCCGAUGGACAAUUACAGUACACAAAUCUCGUUUGCGUCGGCCAGAAGAAAGAUGAUUGCGGCGGCGGACAAAAAACAUGGACUAAAGAGGAUAUGGACUCAGCUCUGGACGCGCUGCGUACGCAUAAUAUGAGCUUAACGAAAGCAUCGGUCACAUUCGGUAUCCCAUCGACGACAUUAUGGCAGCGAGCCCAUCGAAUGGGCAUCGAUACGCCGAAGAAAGAGGGUCCCACCAAGUCGUGGAGUGAGGAUUCAUUAAACAGUGCAUUAGAUGCUCUGCGAACGGGCCAAAUUUCGGCUAACAAAGCUUCGAAAGCUUAUGGCAUUCCAUCGUCGACGUUAUACAAAAUUGCGAGAAAGGAGGGCAUCCGAUUGGCAGCACCGUUUAAUGCUGCGCCAACCACAUGGACACAGGAUGAUUUAGAACGUGCUUUAGAGGCUAUUCGAACGGGAAAUACGUCGGUUCAGAAAGCUAGUACUGAAUUCGGUAUACCAACUGGUACAUUAUAUGGACGCUGUAAACGAGAGGGCAUCGAACUGUCGAGAUCGAAUCCAACGCCUUGGUCAGAAGAUGCAAUGACGGAUGCAUUGGAAUCAGUUCGAGUUGGAGAAAUGUCCAUAAAUCAAGCUGCCAUUCAUUACAAUUUGCCAUAUAGUUCGUUGUAUGGACGAUUUAAGCGAGGAAAAUACGAUAUUAGUGGUUUAGAAACAUUAAGUACCUCACAAAUGGACCAAAGUCCAGAUAAUUCGUUCCAAUAUAGUCCGGGUCCAAGUUCACAGCAACCACAACAGCAACAACAACAACAGCAGCAGCAACAACAGCAGCAGCAGCACCAACAACAGCAACAUCUGCAGCAACAGUUGCAGCAAACACAUCAACCUCAACAAAUAAUUUUACAGCAACAGCAAAUCAUAGUAUCGUCACCGUCAACCAAUCAUCAAAUCAUUUAUCAUCAAACCAUCAAACCUGAACAAAGUUGAAGUCGUUAAGUUCUUGAUCGUUAAUUUAGUUCCGUUAGAUUAUGUUAGAUUUAAUGAAUAAUCGAUGAAUUCUGCGUGGUAUUAACGUUAAUGGGAGCUGAAAAUUGAAUCAUGUCGAGCGAAGACUGUGUGUAUGUAGGCAUCGACCAAUGUGAAGGAUUUUAUUAUUGCAUUGAACGUUUUCACCAAAUUCACCAAUUGUCUUGCACACCGUUCAUUAUACUGAUCUCAUACCGAGAAUAGUGCAAACCUGUUGCCAUUAUCAACAAUAUUUCACGCGCUAGCCAACAAGGAAAAUUGAACAAAAAAUCUGGUCAUACUGAGAAUUCGGGCGAUUUCCGAAGAGUCUUUACGAUUUUUAUAUUUUUGGCACUUUACAAUGAGUAGAGGGGAUUUUUUGAUCCAGUGCGGCACUGAACAAAGCAGCUUUCAAAAUCUGUUAAUCUGGAGAACUGACAGUUAUACAGACGUUAAACUGAAGAAAUCAAAGAACCUGAGGGGUCAGAACUAUCCAGAUAUCGUUGAUGUCACGGCUAACACGAUUGUGUUUUAAAGCCUACGCCUGUUUGUCGUAAGAUCGACGAGGAUAUGAGUCUCGAGUAACUCGACGAUCGUGACUAUCGAGAAAAGUGUUGUUGUGGGAAUGAUUGCUAUGGAAACAACCAACCCAUGACAGUGCUAUAGGUAGAUCCCACCGAUUUUCAGAAAGUAGCUAUACCGGUACAUGAUCGUCACACAAUAGCUGUUUUGUUAGAAUGUUGGAAAAUGAUGUUGAUUUAACCACAUUACCACCAAUACUUGCAGCAAUGCGAUCACAAUUUCACGGUGAUGGCGGUCUUUCACCUCUCUCUCACACAGAUCGAUCCGAAUUUAAUUUUCCGGUUCAGUUAGCAGCUAACAUUACCAUAAUGUGCCAACAGAUUCAUUGGUUUAACUUUAUUUUGUUGGUUUUGUUGCUACAGCAGACAGAGGUGACAUUUCAAUAAGAAAACGAAAAGUAAAAGAAAACAAAAAAAAUUCUAUUUAAGUGCAAAACAAACAAAACAAAAAACAAGCAACACAGGGCAACUGACAAAAGUGCAAUGAUUUAAAUGAAGAUAAAAAAAAGAAGAAGAAAAAAGUUUAAAACAAAAUUUUAUUAGUUCUAGAAUUUUUAGAUGUUUAUAUACAACACGACAAAUCAAAACUUCCAACAUAGAGAAAAUGUCGCUUUUAUUUAAAAAAAAAAAAGAAAAGAAAAAAGUUCACACAACACAACACACACACACAAUUGUUUCUAUUAUUUGUUUUUUCAUUUUUUUUUUUCCUUUUUAAGCAAAUCGUUUUGUUAUCACAAAUCUUUUUUAUUGUUUUAUUCUCGGAUCUAUAUUUGUAAAUAUAAUUUUUGUUUGAGAGAAAGAAUUUCAUCACACAACAAAAAGAAAAGCCUAAAAACAUUUCUGUUAUAAAAUGGAGAUUAAGUUAAAAUACUAGAAUCAUAAGCGUAGACAAGGAAACAAAACAAUAUGACGAGAAAUAAAUAAUUAAUUGACGUAAAAUAGUAAAUGGCGACAAAAAUAUGCCGGAAGAAGAGUGUGUAUGGUAUGCUAAAAGUUAGCUGUAAACUUUCAGUAAAUCCCGGCGAAUAUUAAGUGAAUUGCGCGGAAUGAAUCACUUUGAGUUGAUCAAAAGAAAAAUCAUCGGCAUUGUUGACGUAUGUCCCUCAGUCGCUAAAAUCAUUCAAAGAUGGGAAAUCAUUUCUGAUUACCAAUAAAUCGAUCACUCAAACAGCAGAUGCUUUGACUUUUAAAAAUAUUUGAGGAUUCUUUCAAAGGAUUUUAUUACUGAUGAAAUUCAGGUUGUGCAAAACUAAGAUAACCGGAUCAUUGAAAGCUCAGAAACAGAUAGAAAGUGGUGUGAUUUCUAGUCGGUAUCAGUGACGUUCAUUUUGUUUAUGUUAGUGCUUCAAUACGGGAGUAGUAAUCAAGCUAAAAUCAGGUCGAUUGCAAAUUGAAGAUUUUACCUCUUAAGAGGCAUCGAUGCUUUGCUGAAAAACAUACAUUUGGGCGUUUUGUAAAUACUAAAUUUUAGUUCACUUUUGAUGAUAACUUUCCACCAGAAUCCUUUUUCAAAAGUAUAAGGCCGCCGUAACGAUCACGAAUGUUGAACUUUAAACAGGAAUGUAGCUCUCUGACCAGCUCUGAGGAAACUGAACAGUUCAUGAAAAUUUCGUUAAACUGUUCAGUUUUCUCAGAUCUCAGUCGUUUGACCGACUACAACCGAAACUAAUUUUUUUCAAAACUACAGUCUCGGAAUUAUAAGAAGUAACAAUUACAAUCCAAUCGACGACGCUAUUCAUUCUAUUAUAACGUAUAAAUCGCAUGUGGAAUGAAUAACGUCGAUUUGAUUGUAAUUGUUGAAAAUAUAACUUCUUCCACCGUAACACAUUAUUGGUCGUUAUUGCUGCCAUACAUUUUUCAAAGAGGUUUCUGAUGAAAAGAUGUCAUCAAAAAUGAAAUAUGAGACACGCAAAUGUAGGCUACAAUUUUAGCUAAGCAUCGAUGCCUCUUAAAUACACUUAUUAUUGUAGCACUGAUAUGCGCACACCUGCGCCGGGUCCACUUAUCUCUUAUUAUCCACUUUGUGCACACAUUGACGUAUGAGUCAUAAGAUAUAAAAGUAUAGAACGAAAGUGGACUAAACCAAUAAGAGUUUGAAAUUCCGGUGGAACUUUAAGGUGUUCAUGACUGAAAGUUGUUUUUGAUUUCAAAAAGUGUUUUCUGACUGACAAAGAAUUUUAUUGGUAUAUCCGUCCCCCGAUCUCGAUGCAAAGCGUCAAAAAUGAUUCGUCAAAAUCACAAUUUUUUGAAUUGAAACUGUUAACUGAAAACCUUAACUAAGUUCAAUUUCUUUUUGUUAAUUGAGUAUCGACCGACACAUCGUUGCAUUGUCUGAUUUCCUUCAAACAUUAUAUUUUGCAGUAAAAACGACCUUUUAGUAUACAAUACAAUGAGCGAAACAACUUGACCACACGAAUUAAAUAUAGAAAAUAAUCACAUUAGCUGGACGGAAUGAAGGAUGAAAGGAAAUAAAUGAAUCAAUUUUACAACAUUUGUAUUGUUUCACCUUGUUUAAGUUUAAUUAAUUGUUAGAAACAAAAACCAAUUUACAAACAAACAAACAAAAUGAAAAUAUUAAAAGAUAUACACAAAAUGGGGACAAAAGAUAUACAUUCAAAUUUUAAGUAAAUUCGUCGUAGGCUUUCUUUUUCUUCUCAAAAUGGAAAUCAAGAAUGGAAGUAAAUUUCAAUUUUUUUUCUUUUUUGUAAACCUUUUAUUUGUAAUAAUUCAAUCAAAAUUUGAUACAUGAGACUGUAUAUAGUUAAAUAAAAGUAUAAAUAAAAUAAACAAAAAACACAUUACUUCGAUAAAACUCUGACCAUACAUAAUGUGGUGGUGUGACAUCAUUGAAUAAAACUGAAUUAUUCGUUUAAAAAAAA
Bradysia coprophila is the source of this 6245-nucleotide messenger RNA. Its product is annotated as BTB-domain-containing protein pipsqueak. Gene Ontology annotation, molecular function: DNA binding; protein binding. The record is from RefSeq and is a predicted model, not a curated record. NCBI's taxonomy places the organism in Eukaryota, Metazoa, Arthropoda, Insecta, Diptera, Sciaridae. Gene Ontology annotation, cellular component: nucleus. Gene Ontology annotation, biological process: regulation of transcription by RNA polymerase II.